Messenger RNA from Ornithorhynchus anatinus (platypus), 2719 nucleotides. It is a transcript of the gene LYPLA1, whose product is annotated as lysophospholipase 1. The transcript is spliced from 9 exons. Gene Ontology annotation, cellular component: cytoplasm. The record is from RefSeq and is a predicted model, not a curated record. Gene Ontology annotation, molecular function: palmitoyl-(protein) hydrolase activity; carboxylic ester hydrolase activity. Lineage: Eukaryota; Metazoa; Chordata; Mammalia; Monotremata; Ornithorhynchidae. The coding region runs from base 115 to 807 and encodes 230 amino acids. Gene Ontology annotation, biological process: protein depalmitoylation.
GGGGCGAGGGAGUCCGGCGCUUGGCGGGCGGCCGCCCCACACCGCCGACCCGCCGCCGUCGUCCUUGUCUCCUCCCUUCCGUUUCCGACGCUCCUCGUCGGUUGAGUCCGGUGCAUGUGCGGCAAUAACAUGUCCGCUCCGCUCCCCGCCAUCGUCCCUGCCGCCAGGAAGGCCACCGCCGCGGUUAUUUUCCUUCACGGAUUGGGAGAUACCGGGCAUGGCUGGGCACAAGCCUUUGCAGGUAUCAAAAGUUCUCACAUCAAAUAUAUAUGUCCCCAUGCGCCUAUUAUGCCCGUUUCCCUAAAUAUGAACAUGGCCAUGCCAUCUUGGUUUGAUAUUAUUGGACUCUCUCCAGAUGCACAGGAAGAUGAUACUGGAAUCAAGCAGGCAGCAGAGAAUAUCAAAGCUUUGAUAGACCAAGAAGUGAAGAAUGGAAUUCCUUCAGAUAGAAUUGUUGUGGGAGGAUUUUCUCAGGGAGGAGCUCUGUCGUUGUAUACUGCUUUGACAACUCACCAGAAAUUGGCAGGUGUGGUAGCCCUGAGUUGUUGGCUUCCUCUUCGAUCUUCAUUUCAACAGGGUCCCAUCAGUGGGGUCAACAAAGAUAUUUCCAUCCUUCAGUGUCAUGGAGAAUGCGAUCCUUUAGUUCCGCUCAUGUUUGGUUCUCUCACCGUCGAAAAGCUAAAGACUUUGGUAAAUCCAGCUAAUGUAAAUUUCAAGACCUACGGCGGCAUGGUGCAUAGUUCGUGCAGUCAGGAAAUGAUGGACGUCAAGCAAUUCAUUGAUAAACUCCUACCUCCGGUUGGUUAAUUGACAUCAUUUGAAACCGUCUAUACAAGUACACCAGCAUCGUUGUAGUAGAGUAUAAACCUUUUCACACACCCAGUCCUGAAACUUUAUUUCUACUCUUGCAGUGUUAAUACAGUUUUGCAAAUACAGCCAAUGGUAAGGACUAAAUAAUGUCUUCUCAUGGGAAGUUACGGUAUUUCAAAGUUUUAUUCAUAUAUUUAGAAAAUAUAUGACGUAAAAUAACAGGUAUUACUGUAGACGAGGCAGCUGGUUUUCUUGAAGUAUAAUUCAGCCUAAUAAUUAAAGCACUGCUAUCUGAUUUUGGAUUACUGUUUUUAAAAAAAGAAAUAUUAGUACGGUUAAUGAAAAUAUGUCGAGGAAUAAUUGAUCAGUUACAUCAAUCAAUUUAUGCAUGCUGUGACUUAGUCUAAGGGUUUAUUCUAAAAGUGGUUAGUCACCAUGCACUUUCUAUAUUUUUUUUAAAUAUACGGAACAGCCAUACAAGGUGCGAAAUAUGUGAUCAGAAUGGAUCGGUAUUAUAUUAUCCAGUUAGGGAUCAAUGCUUUUAAGAAGUAGUGUAGGCUUGUUCUGUUGCUCUCCCUUCUAGGUAGGGGCUAGUCUGUAUGUUGCCUUGCAGAAUAUUCCAACGAAGUAACAUUUGGAAAUAUUCCCACUUGCAUGACAGAGAAGCUUGUUCCUUAUUUCUUAUUUCUCUCCUCAACUCAAUAGUAACCUCCAUACUGUUAACCGCUGGGAUAAUUUACAUAUCGCAACAAUUGGCCACCGAAUCUUUAAACAAUGGCUUUAGGCUAUAUAUUAUGAAAUAAGGAUCACUUUUCUGCAUCACAGAUUUCUUCUCUAGCGCAGAUCGAGAUCCUUUCAGUUAUUCGUAUUAACUGGGACAUAUGCGACCAGUUCACAUGUUUUUCAGGCUUGAUAUUCAAGUAAUUUUGUUCCGAAAGCCAUAUUAUGUGAGUGUAAAAUAGGAUGGAAAAAAUUUACUGCAGAGUGAAAGAAAAGAGCCUUGUUACAGCAAUUAUUUAGCUCAGGAUUACUUGCUGAAUAUUACAUAGGCACCUUUCCCUGCUUUUUAAAACUCAGUUCAAACAACAUGAAUCAUAGGACUAUGCAAAGCUAUUAAGUGCCCCAUAGUAUUAGCCACCAGAUUUCCAUUCUGAAAGUAAUUUAGGCUAUUUUCUCGUUAAGGAUGUGGGAUAUGAAAUUCUAUUUCAGUUUACUUCUUUUGCCAUUUUUUAAAACCAAGCACUGUAUAAAAUAACUGGCCAUGAGAGAACUGGGCCCUGUUCCGGCUAAUAGUGGACUGAUGUGAAUUCUGUAAGCGGAUUGAAAAAGCAAAACAAAAACCCAACAAACUUAAAAAAAAUUAGUGCUUUUUCUUUAUCGUAGUUAGAAAUUCUCAGAUCUCUGGUAAAUGAUUGGUAAACAAACUUGUUAAAACUAUCUGAAGGUCUUGUAUUUUAAUCAGUACCUUGAAAAUAGUAGUUUGAAUGCAACACGGUUGAAUAAAUAGCAAAAAAGUAGGCUUGGUAUUUUAGAGCUGUUAGUAAUUAAAUGUGUUCUGCUGUAUUGCAACUCUUCUAAGCAAUGUUAUGAAUGCAUCUUUAUAAAUAGGUGCUAAUCGACAAAAUGGUUAUAAUUUAAGAAUGUACUGUAUAGAACGUUAAUAUCGAAGCCAUAAAUUAAAAGGUCUGGGUUAAAAAAUUAAACAGUCUUUACUGAAUCACUUUUCUUUAUCUCAAAGAGCAUAAACUGUUUAAGUUGAUCUAAAAAUCAGCAAGAUGUUAUGACUUUGUUCAUUUAUUUAUGAUAAGAGAUCUUUAUGUUCCAUAGAAAUAUUUUGCUGUCGAAUGGGGAAAAUGUAAAUCUUUUUCACAGUUUCUAUCAAUGUGAAAUAAACUCGAAGCUGACAGUC